AUGCAUGGCCCAGGCUCGGCUGCAAUGUUAAGUGCACCAUCCUCAGUUCGUAGCGACACAACGGAAACUACUAAGACUGCCAGCGAGAGAAAGCGGCGAUGGGCGGUCUGUGCGGCGAAGGUGAAAGCAGGGGCGCUGAGAGCGAAAACGUUCGUCACCAGUAGUGACAGCGAGAGCUGCAACGGCAGCAGCGAGAGCGAACACGAACGUGAAGGUGGCAGCAACAAAGGGUCCGACUCAGGGGUUCGAGAUUGUGGGUCCCGCCCUCAUUCUCUCAAGAGGGCUCCUUCUGUGUCAUUUCCCUGCACACUUGACCUCGCCAAACAAGCACAAGCUCGAGAGAUACCCGACUCAGAGGCUGAACUGGGUGUCGUCGGCCCAAGACCAUGUGGUGAUGCGGUGACGAUUCUCAACGGCGCUACCAGCACAGAGGGCGGGAGAGAUAUCAUCGUUCGAGACCGCCCCGACCAAGCCGCCCGAGAUGACGUGGAGGCUGACACGGACGUGGAGGCUGAAGUUGAUUCGGGCCCUAAUAUUGGUGGUGGUGGUGGUGGUGCGGAUACACCGUUGCGUUCGCCGCCUGAUGCGACCAGGGAAGCACUCGUCGAUCCGCUCUCGCUUGCCGAGGAGGCCGGUGAGGGAGAGGGUGCGGGGGAGGAAGAAGAUUCCACCUUGUGGGAGCUGUCUUCCUCAAGCGAGGAGAGCAACGCGCUCUCACCGACAUGGCCGAGAUCGACGUCGAGAUCGAGGGUGAGGCGGAAAGAUGGUGGCCGAGAGAACGGACACGGACACGCUAACUCCCCCCCGCGCGCUAUUUCGUCGGCCCAACAAGUGCUUCCGGAGUCGCCGGGGUCAUAUGUCGCGCGCAUGAGCCGAAUCUUGGCUCAAGUGCGGCAGACUACGAGCCCAAGCGCGUCUGCGACCAACAGCCAAGCUCCCGACAACGGGAGAAAGGCAUUCGGCCGCCCCUUGGGAGGUUCCUCUUCCGGCAGCAACGAAAUUGCUGCCGGGGGCGAAAAUACUGUCGGCGGCGAGACUGUCGCUCCGGUCGAGGACUGCUUGAAAGAUUCCGAGACAAGUGAGCACCAGCAGCCCGGCAUUAGCGCUGUCGAUAUAACGGAAACAUCGCCUUCGGAGGGGCUGGGUAUCGGGCACCAGCGCUUGGAAGGGGCCGUGGGGAUGAACCAGAAGCCAGCGGCUCCGGAUCAGAAGCGAUGGCAAGGCGGGAGGGUGUUGGAGGGGGCAGAACUUGGUGAGGAACAUCAUGGACUCGUCUACCACAAAGAGCAGCCGGAGAGCCGCGGCGAUGUGGAGCUCAUGAUUGCGGCAGUUUCGGUAAUGGUCGGGAUGAUCGUGCCCGAGCAAUACCAGUGGAUCCUAUGGAUCGGGUGCUGCGCGGUUACCGUGUGGUUCCCGUUGCGGCGACAUUUCCGGUGGCUGUUGUGGUGGGGAUCGGAUGCUUCGGCGUGGCAGCAACCGUCGCUGGAAGUCCUCAUUGAUGCCGGUGACGGCCUAGACCCACCACCGCCGUACUACGAUAUCCAUGUCGAUGGUGUGGAUGUUGGUGGCGCGGGAGUUCUUCUGAAGGCAGGUGAACCACCAACACCUUCCCACGAAAAAUUAGACGGUAGAGCUGGAACACCGAUGUUCCGUGGCGAAUCAGAGAAGAGUAUAAAGGCGGGGGAGGGCGUAGGUGAAAGCAGCGGUGUCUUGGGAGGGGGGGGAAAGCAUGAGGAAGAGCUCGAGGAACGGUACCAGCAACUGCUGGCAGGCUUGUCGAAGACAGAGCUGGAGUUUGUCGAAUCGGCUGGAGAUGAGGAGAAAACAAGGCUGCUACACCAGUGCUUGGAGUACGCGAACUACGACAUGGCAGGGGCGAUCAAGGUGUGUAGCACUUUCUGCAAGUUUAGACUCCAGGAGGGUUGGGACCUGGUGCUCUCUGCUCCAGAGCUGGAAACUCCUCUCCGAAGCCGGGUGCACACUUUGACGACGAACAGAGAUAGGACUGGGCGAGGGGUGCUGACGUUCUCUCCGGGUAAGUUGGACAUGGACAAGGCCCCGCCGGCCGCUUACCACAAGAUGCUCUGCUACGUCUUGCAAGAGGUUAUUAAGGAUGAGGAGCUGCAGACGAAGGGCCUCGUUCUUCUUGUCGAUGCAAGGGGCGUGGGCUUCGGACUACUGAGACGCUUUACUCUGGCGGACUACAAGAGGGGGUUGCGCAUGCUAGGCGGGGCCUUUCCAGCGAAGGUCAAAGCUAUUCGCAUCCUGCACCUCAACCGAGUAAUCGGCAUGGCACUGAAGAUCGCCAUGCCGCUUCUCUCCGCAAAGAUGAGGGCCAGGGUGGAGUUCGUCACCGACGAAAGGGCCAGCGAUGGGAGCUUCACGAAGGAGCUGGCAGACCCGUCUUCAAUACCGGUGGAGCUGGGCAUCAAAGGCACCUGGACCGGAUCCCGUGACUUUUGGGAUGAGUGGGUUGUACGGAGGGUUGAUGAGCAUGGAUCCGAACGGUAGUGUGUUUCUUGAGGGAUUAUGUGGCAUCUUGGGUCUAUGAGUAAAUAUGCGAAUUUCGCGUCGGUUUAUGUUCAGGGCUCGUUAGGGCGACGUUAGACUUGGCGCUGUGUCCGCUGUACCUCGCGAUUCUUUGCACAGAACCCGCUCUGGCGCCUUCAAGAGAUCACGGUAUCUUGGAGGAAUCACUUUGUGUUGAGAUUUUGGAAGUGAAGUACGGGACGGGCAUGGAAUGGUCAAGUGCAAGAGCUGAGACUCAACAGACCUCCGGUUCUACAUAAAUGGUAGCGAGUUCUCA
Ectocarpus siliculosus is the source of this 2806-nucleotide messenger RNA. The record is from the annotation of a GenBank genome assembly. NCBI's taxonomy places the organism in Eukaryota, Phaeophyceae, Ectocarpales, Ectocarpaceae.